CCUAGACCAAUCUAUUAUCUUUCACAUUCAAAUUCUCACUGAGCCACUAAGAAAUUCCUACGCCUUGGCAACUGUGGCCGCGCAUCUCCGCUUCCCGAAUCCCUUCCCGCGAACGCCCAUGGCAAGCCAUCUUGGCCAGCCAUCCAUUGGUCCGGAGAAUCCUCCGUCCCAAUUGGAAUGUCCCACACAACCUACUUCAGAGCAUAGUGACCAUGACACAGCCUAUCCGCCCUACUAUAAGCGAAACGCCUGUACAGCCUGUCGGCGGAUGAAAUCCAAAUGUGAUAUGGCAAAGCCUAGCUGUGGAGCUUGCACCAGGUUUAACCGGACAUGCGCCUACGAGACAACGCGAAAGAAAAGCGGUCCAAAGCGAGGAUAUACAGCGGUCUUUGGUUCUCGAUUAGCUCAGGUGGAGGCGCUUCUUAGUGCUCAUAUGCCUAGUAUCCCAGGAAUUCAAAACCCUUCCGCCACCCUUCCAGCUGAUUGGGUAGAUAGGGCUACUCACCCUAAUUUGGGCGAUGUUACUUCUCAUCCAGACAUGGCUGCAGAAAGUGAUCCCUCGUCAUCACGCUCCACCGAGAGCGCAUAUACAGGACCCAGCGUAGGGUUGGGUAUGAUUAGUUUGGAAUUAGAGGAACCUCUCCCAGAUCAAGAGGUUAUCGAUGAACUGUACCGGAUCUAUUUCGAAGAUGUUCACAUUUACAUGCCGAUUAUACAUCAUCAUAGGCACCUGGCUGCGUUGGACCAUGCUUCUCAUGCCCGGCCGCCAAUCUGUCUCCAAUAUAUGAUUUGGUGCCAUGCAGCCCUUGUCAGCGAAAAUUAUAAUACUUUACACACAGCUUUCUACGAAAGAGCCCGCAAGUACGCGGAGGCAGAUGAGAUGAAGGGCUAUGGAGGAGGGAUUCUCUCCUUGGCACACGCUCAGACAUGGCUCCUUAUCACCGUGUAUGAGUACAAGAUGAUGUUCUUUCCGAGGGCGUGGUUAAGCUGUGGAAAGGCAUGUCGGCUCGCAAUUAUGCUAGGGCUUCAUCAACUCGAUAGUCCGAAUCCUCAGGUGAAACAAUGUUUCACACCUUCCAUAGAUUUGGUGGAAAAGGAAGAGCGGCGGAGGGUCUUCUGGAUGACCUUCUGUAUUGAUAAGUUUGCCACCAUCGGAACAGGGUGGCCUGUCGGGCUCAGCGAGACAGAAGUCAUGACAAAUCUCGCCGCUAGCGAGGAAGCCUUUAGUACAGGCCAGCCAGAGCCAACGGCACGCCUUAGUGAUGUUUUAAAUGGUGAGGGACUCGUAACACUGUCUCCUUCCGCAGGUAUCGCCUUCGUGUCGUGCAUCUUCGGUCGGAUUACAGACCAUCUUCGUCUCCCCCAAUCGCAGGACGACGAUAGUUACAGUACUGGAGGCUUCUGGCAGCGACACAGAUCUUGCGAUGAGAUUCUGCUCAAUUUUGCUCUGGCAAUGCCAAAUCAUCUGCGUCUCCCAAACGGGAUGGGCGAUCCUAAUAUCAUCUUUUGUAACAUUUCUCUUCACACGGCUAUUAUCUGCCUUCACCAAGCGGCGAUAUUCAGAGCGGAGUGGAACAACAUACCAGAGUAUCCCAUUGUUGAAAGCAAGCUGAGGUGUACUGCUGCUGCCCAACAAGUUCUGGAGAUUAUAAAAAUGGUUGGCCCUGUCAACAUGAGCAAAGUGAAUCCCUUUGCCUCAUUCUGUAUUUAUGUGGCAGCACGCGUAUACGUUCAGCGUUUCAAGCUUGAUCCUGAAGAUACAGAAGCUCAUUCUGCGUUCCAGUCUUUUCGUUCAGUUAUUCAUACUCUCAAAACUACAAAUCCCCUAGCGGAAUCCUUCCUCUUCCAGUUGGAUGUUGACAGUGAAGGAGGAUCAUCCCAAGGCCUUCGGCUACCGACAAACAAUUUUCCUGUUGAGAUGCUUUCCCCUAGCAACCUAUAACAGGACAAGGUUUAUUGUGUUUUCUGAGUUUGGGUACUAUACAGGGAUUCCA
Aspergillus caelatus is the source of this 1994-nucleotide messenger RNA. Its product is annotated as Zn(II)2Cys6 transcription factor. Lineage: Eukaryota; Fungi; Ascomycota; Eurotiomycetes; Eurotiales; Aspergillaceae. The transcript is spliced from 5 exons. The record is from RefSeq and is a predicted model, not a curated record. Gene Ontology annotation, molecular function: DNA-binding transcription factor activity, RNA polymerase II-specific; zinc ion binding; DNA binding. Gene Ontology annotation, cellular component: nucleus. Gene Ontology annotation, biological process: regulation of DNA-templated transcription; DNA-templated transcription. The coding region runs from base 119 to 1942 and encodes 607 amino acids.